UGCGUUGCAUUGAUUACUUGCUCUUAUUUGCACAGGAGUAUAGUAUAACCUGUUUAUAUUCCGCUUAUACCAAUAGGCCUACUUUAGGACGUACGUGUAAGCAUAAACAAGGCCGUGUAAUAUGGAAACUACACUUUACACCAUAGAGGCAAAGACUGCCAGUGAGUUCAGAGUUGGUAAAACUGACGCAACAGUCUCGAUAAAACUUAUCGGCGAGAAAGGACACCGAAGUACUGGGUGGUUGAUUCUGGAUAAUUUCUGGCGUAAUGACUUUGAAUUUGGUCGAACGGAUACAUUUAAUGUCAAAGCUGUGGACAUUGGUUUACCCAGCGUUAUCAGACUCAAGUUGGACAAAGUCGCAGAUCCUUACGGCUGGCAUUGUGAAAUGGUUAUAGUAUCUCAAGGGCGAGUAAAACGAACGUUCUACGUUUACGAUUGGGUUCAUGAUGUAAUGGAUGUCGGCUACGGUAGAGCUCGACUACCUCAAUAUGAGUUGGAUGAUCACGUGAUCGCGAUAAGGCAGACGGAAGUGGAGCGAAACCGUGCCGAGUUUCGUUGGAACAUUCGGCCAACAAGUGAUGACGCAGGGUGGAGACUUCCCAGGUUUGCAGACGCGGAUGAAUAUGAGGAGCUACCACGUCAGUUCCGGAUUAGUGAUGAACAAAUAAACAACUUUUUCGGCCAGCGACAAAUUGCGUUGCUUAAUAGCCUCAUGGAAUAUGCAUCAGGAAUGCUACAGAAGAGGAAAUUGACCGAUUUUGAUGAUUACAAAGAUUGUUUCUUUCAUCCAAGCUUGCCGAAUGACAUUCCACCGUUUUGCGACAAGUGGUCAACAGACGAAGAAUUGGCACGACAAAUUUUAAAUGGAGUGAACCCGACUUCUUUGGAAAAGUGCACCGAGUUACCGACUGGUUUUGUUCCAACCAAAUUUGAAUGUGGUGACGAAAUACAAGAUCAAAUACAAAAAGGAAGAGUGUUUAUUGUCAACUAUGCCAAAUUCACCACGGAAGGGCGCCGUAACCGCACGAAGAAAGGGGACCGACUUUAUGCCGGAGACCCAAUCAUGAUUCUGUUGGUUGGAAACGAUUCGAAGCUCCGCCCUGUAGCUAUUCAAUUGGAAGAGGACGGUCACGUGUUUACACCACGUGACUCGUAUUAUGAUUGGCUCUUAGCGAAACUCUACUUCCGGUGCUGUGACGUUAACGUGCAUGAGUGGAAAUAUCACUUCCUACGAACGCACGCUUCUAUGGAGCCUUUUGCUGUGGCAGUUUUCCGUUCCUUCUCACGACGUCACCCAUUGUACAAGUUGUUGCGUCCCCAUGUACACACCGUCCCUGCAAUUAACACAAUCGCUAGGAAGAAUCUGCUUGGACCAACGGCAGCUACCAACUGUUUCCUUUCUCUAAAUGGACUAGACAUGGCUCGAAAAGCAUUCCAAGAUCUUCGCUUUAAGAACCUGCACAUUUUGAGCGUGUUUGAGCAGCAAGGUACAGAUGAUAAGGAAGUUCUGUCUGAAUAUUUCUACAGAGAUGAUGCGCUUCUACUGUGGAAGGCAAUACAAAACUACGUCACGUCCGUUAUUUCAAUUUUUUAUUCAGAAGACCAAGAUGUGGCCAAUGAUUGGGAGCUUGAUAGUUUUGUUCGCAUGGUGGCAACAGAGGGUUUCGGAUACGACGGGUGCGACAGGGGAUUCCCUCUGAAACUAGAAUCGAUUGAUAAAUUGGUAGAUUACAUGACGUUGAUCGUGUUUAAUUGUUCGGUACAACAUGCAGCGAGCAACUUUGGUCAAUUCGAGAUUUACAAGUUUAUUCCAAACGCACCGGGUGGAAUGAGACUUCCACCGCAUAAGAAAGGCGAGGGCUCGAUGCAACGGAUUAUGGACAGUCUCCCGGACAACGUUAUGGCAAGCUUACAACUUGGCACAGCGUUCCUGCUAUCGACCUAUGCUCCGAAUGAAGUAUACUUGGGUCAAUUCCCAAUGAAUCUGUUCGACGACGCGAGGGUCGAUCAAGCCCAAGCCCAGUUCAGAGGAGAAUUGAAAACAAUCUCAAACCUGAUUCAUUCAAGAAACAAAGAUCUUAAGUUUCCUUACGAGUAUCUUCUGCCCGAGAAAAUUCCAAUCAGUAUCGCUGUGUGAUUGACAGAUUUAAAAACAUGUCAUCUUAACCGCAGUCUAUAUAUAAACUGAACUAUGAAGGCCAGAUAUAAAUGUUCUAAAUCUAAGCAACCUUAUAAUCGUGUGAGAGAUGAUGGGAAACCUUUUCAUUCUAUUUACCAGCCAUAUUUGGCAGUGUAUCCUCACGACUUCCAUAGACCGUUGUUAGUUGUUUAAAACGCGAUCUGGAUAUUUGUAUAUUAUGUGCUAAAGGUGUCCCAUCUUCCCCCAACCCACUACAGUAGUUUUUCGUUAAACAUUUUUAGGUAGAACAGUUUGUAUGUAUAUAAAAACAUUAUAAAAACUUUUUUUUGUAAAUUUGCAUUAAACAUUUAGCUCAUCUCGUUUACUGACAACAAGAGCAUGUACGAUGUAUGAAUGUAUUUCACGCAGUUAUCGUUUGUAAUAAAGAAGUCCAUUGUA
This is a messenger RNA of Ciona intestinalis (vase tunicate), 2578 nucleotides long. RefSeq names its product polyunsaturated fatty acid 5-lipoxygenase. Gene Ontology annotation, biological process: lipid oxidation. NCBI's taxonomy places the organism in Eukaryota, Metazoa, Chordata, Ascidiacea, Phlebobranchia, Cionidae. The record is from RefSeq and is a predicted model, not a curated record. Gene Ontology annotation, molecular function: metal ion binding; protein binding; oxidoreductase activity, acting on single donors with incorporation of molecular oxygen, incorporation of two atoms of oxygen.